Molecule: messenger RNA, 2684 nt
Organism: Eutrema salsugineum
Lineage: Eukaryota; Viridiplantae; Streptophyta; Magnoliopsida; Brassicales; Brassicaceae
Product: scarecrow-like protein 14
Exons: 2
Coding region: 142-2460 (772 amino acids)
Biological process (GO): regulation of DNA-templated transcription; carbohydrate metabolic process
Cellular component (GO): nucleus
Molecular function (GO): hydrolase activity, hydrolyzing O-glycosyl compounds; sequence-specific DNA binding; DNA-binding transcription factor activity
Source: RefSeq, a predicted model, not a curated record
CUCUCUGCUCUCUCUCUCCACUCUCUCUCUCCACCACGUACACUAGUAACCUUUUCCCCCAACUCAAGGUUCUUCCUUGUCAUCUUGUUGCCGAAUUCGCUAAUCUUUACCCACAAGAGGUUUUUCGUUUUUCCGACAUCCAUGGGUUCUUAUUCGGGUGGAUUCCAUGGAUCCUUGGAUGGGUUCGAUUUCGAUAGCGAGUUUGAUGAUUUGCCUGGCUCAAACCAAACCUUAGGUCUAGCAAAUGGCUUCUAUCUAGAUGACCCUCUCUUAAAUUUUGCAUCUUUGGAUCAUUCGUCUGCUCUCUCAGAGACAUAUCCCCAUAACAGCAACAAAUCUGCACCAGCAGAUCCAUUAUCUUCCCCAUCCGAUGAUGCUGAUUUCUCGGAUUCCGUUUUGAAAUACAUAAGCCAAGUGCUUAUGGAGGAGGACAUGGAGGAGAAGCCCUGUAUGUUUCACGACGCCUUAGCCCUUCAAGCAGCCGAGAAAUCUCUCUACGAGGCCCUCGGCGAGAAGUACCCUUCUUCUUCCUCUAUGGACCAUCGAGCUUACCAAGAGAAAUUAGCUGAUGAUAGUCCUGAUGGUUACUGUUCAGCUGGUGGCUUCAGUGAUUACGCUAGCACCACCACCACCACUUCCUCUGAUUCACACUGGAGUGUUGAUGGUUUGGAGAAUAGGCCUUCUUGGUUACAGACUCCCAUCCCUAGUAAUUUUGUUUUCCAGUCCACUUCUAAGUUGAACAGUGUCACGGGUGGUGGUAAUAGUACAGUCUCCGGGUCAGGUUUUGGCGAUGAUUUGAUUUCGAGUAUGUUCAAAGAUAGUGAAUUGGCUAUGCAGUUCAAGAGAGGGGUUGAGGAAGCUAGUAAAUUCCUUCCUAAAUCUUCUCAGCUCUUCAUCGACGUGGAGAAUUACAUUCCGAAGAAUCCGGGGUUCAAGGAAAGUGGUUCUGAGGUUUUUGUUAAGACGGAGAAGAAGGAAGAGACAGAGCAUCAUAACUCUGCUGCUCCUCCUCCUCCUCCCAACAGAUUAACUGGAAAGAAGAGCCAUUGGCGCGACGAGGAUGAAGAUUCCGUCCAAGAAAGAAGUACCAAGCAAUCUGCCGUGUAUGUUGAGGAAACCGAGCUUUCUGAAAUGUUUGACAAGAUUUUGCUAUGUGGCUCUAGACAACCUGUAUGCAUUACUGAACAGAAGUUUCCAACAGAACCCGCCAAAGUUGAGACAACACAGCAAACUGUGAAUGGAGCAAAGAGCCGUGGAAAUAAAUCAACUGCUAACACUAAUAUUAGUAUUAAUGAUUCUAAGAAAGAAACUGCUGAUUUGAGGACUCUUUUGGUAUUAUGUGCACAAGCUGUAUCAGUGGAUGAUCGUAGAACCGCCAAUGAAAUGUUAAGACAGAUACGGGAGCAUUCAUCGCCUUUGGGCAAUGGGUCAGAGAGAUUGGCUCAUUAUUUCGCAAAUAGUCUUGAAGCUCGCUUAGCUGGUACUGGUACACAGAUCUACACCGCUUUAUCUUCGAAGAAAACAUCUGCAGCAGACAUGUUGAAGGCUUACCAGACAUACAUCUCAGUCUGUCCUUUCAAGAAAGCCGCCAUCAUAUUUGCUAACCACAGCAUAAUGCGUUUGACAGCAAACGCAAACAUGAUCCACAUCAUAGAUUUUGGAAUAUCUUACGGUUUUCAGUGGCCUGCUCUGAUUCAUCGCCUCUCUUUCAGACCUGGUGGUCCGCCUAAGCUCCGUAUAACCGGGAUAGAGCUUCCUCAGCGAGGUUUUAGACCAGCUGAAGGAGUCCAGGAGACAGGUCAUCGCUUGGCUCGAUACUGUCAGCGUUACAAUGUCCCGUUUGAGUACAACGCGAUUGCUCAGAAAUGGGAAACGAUCAAAGUCGAAGACUUGAAGAUUCAACAAGGAGAGUUUGUGGUUGUUAACUCCCUGUUCCGUUUCAAGAACCUUUUAGAUGAGACCGUUGUGGUAAACAGUCCGAGAGAUGUGGUUUUGAACCUGAUAAGGAAAGCAAAACCGGAUGUCUUCAUCCCGGCGAUCCUAAGCGGAUCCUACAACGCACCAUUCUUUGUGACCAGGUUUAGAGAAGCCUUGUUUCAUUACUCAGCUCUGUUUGAUAUGUGUGACUCGAAGCUGACGAGGGAAGACGAGAUGAGGCUGAUGUUUGAGAAAGAGUUUUAUGGAAGAGAGAUUAUGAAUGUUGUGGCUUGUGAAGGGACGGAGAGAGUGGAGAGACCAGAGACUUACAAGCAGUGGCAGGCGAGAGUGAUCCGAGCCGGGUUUAGACAGCUUCCGCUUGAGAAAGAACUGAUGCAGAAUCUGAAGUUGAAAAUCGAAAACGGGUACGAUAAAAAUUUCGAUAUUGAUCAAAAUGGUAACUGGUUGCUUCAAGGUUGGAAAGGUAGAAUCGUGUAUGCUUCAUCUAUUUGGGUCCCUUCUUCUUCUUCUUCUUCUUCUUGAUAAAUGUUCCUUCUUGUGGUCCUAAGUAAUUUAUGUAGAACUCUUCUGUUGAUAGCCUCUCGCCAACACGAGUGGAUUGGGUUCAGAGUUAGGGUUCCUAAACACUAGGGUAUUGUUAUAUGCUUGUGACAUAGCAUCUGUAAUAGUAUAGCAUAAAAGAUUAGUUGUACUAAAUGUUCACGCCAUCUUAUGUUUGCAUAAAUAAUGAAAAGCUAGUUUUUCUU